AAGAAAGGUCCAUUUAAAUUUGGAAGUAUCCCAAUUGUGGAAAAUUUGGCUUGUUCAACUAGAAAUUAAUUAUCCAUCGCGCAUGGAAGCUCGGAAGCUCCUCAGAGAGUUGGCUGAAUGAGCACGUCAAUAACCCAUCGUUUCCCCAUCUAUUCCUCUGAUUGAGAGCUCUUAUCAUCUGCGAAUUCUUUGACCGAUUUUCCCGCCUUUCAGUUUCCAUCACUCUCUCGCAGCGACUGAGGCUGAUUCCAGGUUUCUCAUGGCAGAAAAUCCAUCUGGGUUUGACCCUGAUCGUGUUCUUGCACACAAAUUUCCGGAGACAACAUCAAACUAUAGUGAAAGAGAUGUUGCACUCUAUGCUCUGGGUAUUGGAGCAUGUUGCCGGGAAGCCGUGGAUGCUGAUGAGCUGAAAUAUGUUUACGAUGAAAAUGGGCAAGAAUACAUCGAGGUUUUACCAACUUUUGCUGCUCUGUUUACGCUUGGAACUAUGGAAAGGGGUCUGGACUUGCCAGGGCUGUCGUAUGACCCGAAACUUUUACUUCAUGGCCAGCAAUACAUAGAAUUGUACAAGCCACUACCAUCAAGUGGAAAUUUGGAUAAUAAAGUCUCUCUUGCUGGACUGCACGACAAAGGAAAAGCAGCUAUCCUUGAGAUUGAAACCAAAAGUUAUGAAAAAAAUUCUGGACAACUAUUAUGCAUGAAUCGGACAACUCUUUUUCUGCGAGGUGCUGGCGGAUUCUCAAACUCUUCUCAUCCUUACUCCUACACAAACUACCGGAAAGAUCAAGAAUCAGUAGGAAGAAUUCCAAAAACACAGCCAUUUGCUGUGUAUAAGGAUUGCACUCGACCAUCUCAGGCAUUAUUGUAUAGGUUAUCAGGUGACUAUAACCCGCUUCAUUCCGAUCCUAUGAUUGCGAAAAUUGCAGGGUUCUCGAAACCAAUACUCCAUGGAUUGUGUACAUUGGGAUUUGCUGUGCGGGCUGUAAUUAAAUGCAUUUGUAAAGGAGACUCGAGAAAAGUAAAAUGUUUAUCAGGGAAGUUUCUUCUGCAUGUCUACCCAGGUGAAACUUUGGUCACGGAGAUGUGGCUUGACGGGUCCAGGGUAAUUUAUCAGACAAAGGUGAAGGAGCGAGACCGGAGUGUGUUGUCUGGCUACGUGGAUCUCCAUCAUGCAACUUCGUCACUGUAAAUUUAUUUUCAUCUUAUAAUAAUAAAUCUACUUUUUUUAUAUUAUAUUAUAUGUUGAAAAUAAAUAAGUUGACCCCUUGUUAUUCUGUUUUAGAGUCAUUGGAAUAAAGUUCCUUAACGCAUGUACUAAUGCAGUGAAUGGAUUCAUUAAUUUGCUUCUGAAUUUUCUUCAA
Molecule: messenger RNA, 1361 nt
Organism: Momordica charantia (bitter melon)
Lineage: Eukaryota; Viridiplantae; Streptophyta; Magnoliopsida; Cucurbitales; Cucurbitaceae
Gene: ECH2
Product: enoyl-CoA hydratase 2
Biological process (GO): fatty acid beta-oxidation
Cellular component (GO): peroxisome
Molecular function (GO): enoyl-CoA hydratase activity; 17-beta-hydroxysteroid dehydrogenase (NAD+) activity; (3S)-3-hydroxyacyl-CoA dehydrogenase (NAD+) activity
Source: RefSeq, a predicted model, not a curated record